Molecule: messenger RNA, 3295 nt
Organism: Labrus mixtus (cuckoo wrasse)
Lineage: Eukaryota; Metazoa; Chordata; Actinopteri; Labriformes; Labridae
Product: TBC1 domain family member 12-like
Exons: 16
Coding region: 282-2342 (686 amino acids)
Source: RefSeq, a predicted model, not a curated record
ACGUAGCCGGCUACGUCACACAAAGCGAACAUGGCGCCUCUCCUGCCCGGGCUCACCUGUCACCGCGGAGGAUGAGAAUAACCCGGAGAUAAGAGGUUGAGAACAGCGGCCGGACACAGCGCCUCUCCGCCGGCCUGAGGGCUCCGUGUCCCGGCAUGACGCUCCGGAGGAUCCCGCUGUCUGUUCACCGGGGAGGAGGAGUCGAAGCCGGGGUCGUUUCUGUCGAGCGGCGCUGACAGAAGAUCCGGAGAGCAGUUUUGUGUCGUUGAUGACGGAGUGAAAUGGAAAAGGCAGAAGAUGUGUCCUCCUCACCUGUGACUGUAAACAAUGAGUCUCACCUGUGCCUUCAUCGUCAUCAUCCCCUGAACUCUGAUGAUGUCAUCAGCCAGCAGCGUCCGCAGGUCACGUGUUCAGGAGACGGCGAGGAGGCUGGAGCGUCCGUCGCUUUGUCACAGUGUGUGGAUGUCGUCUGCUCCAGGGCGGACAAAGACACUCAAGGACCAAUCGGAGGCUGCUGUGAUGUCAGAGAGGCAGGUGAUGAGCAGGGGGCGGGGCUUAGUCUGAGUGGUGAUGUCACCCAAACAGACGGGAUUAGUCCAAACGUGGUCACUACCUGUUCGUCCUGCACAGACGGGUUCAACGAUAACAGCUGUCACAGACUGGAUGGUGAUGGUACCUGUGGGGACGGGGCUACAGGAGGCACACACCUCCACCUGGAUGAGCCCUCCUCGCCUGUACCUCCACCCAAAGCGGCAGACUCCGACCCUGACCCUGAUCUGGAAGAUGGCAGCUCCGAUGACGAGGCCUUCAUCACGGAUCGGACGCCGCCCCCGCCAGGUGAACCGAGCCUCCCCGCAGCCUCGGUUGUCGCUCGCUCCAGGAACACGUUCGAGUGCGUCCGCAGACAGAGCGCCCCGAGCGAGCUGGUUCAGGACGACGGAGGGUCAGAGUCUGAGCUGCAGUCGAGGAGGCCGGGCAUCGUCGAGUACUUCAGCAGCAGGAAGCAGCGGUCCGUCAGUCACAGCGUUGCGGGCUGGAAGCUGUUCGGUAAAGUUCCUCCCAAACAGAGUCCGUCCAAACAGCCUAAGAUCAUCCAGCAGCAGAGCGCUGAGGUCAGUCUGAACUCGCUCUCCUCUUCAGACCUGCAGGACUCAGGGGAGUUCGAGGCACGGCAGGUUUCCGCCCGCAGCUCUCCUACCCAUCAUGCAUCGGGGCAGCAGAGCCGCAGGAAGGUGGAGUUCGAGCCGCUGUCCACCACGGCGCUGAUCCUCGAGGACCGACCGCCGAACCUUCCGGCAAAGUCGGCGGAGGAGGCGCAGAGACACAAGGAGCAGUACGAGCAGAUGGUGGCCGGAGCCAAGAGGAGAGAGCUGAAGGAGGCGCAGAGGAGGGAGCAGCAGAGGAGAGAGCGACUGAGACAGGAGGAGGAGAUCUCCAACAACACACUGAUCUGGAACCACGAGAUCCUGCCGCACUGGGACACCAUGAAGUCGAGUCGUCGGACUCGGGACCUGUGGUGGGGGGGUUUACCCCCCAGUGUCAGAGGACGAGUGUGGAGCGUCGCCAUCGGUAACGAGCUCAACAUCACUGCAGAGCUGUAUGAGAUCUUCCUGUGCCGAGCGAAGGAGAGGUGGAGGAGCGUCAGUCAGAGCGGUGACGAGGCGGCGCCGGCUGACAUCGAGUCCAGUCUGGAGCUGAUCACACGGGACAUCGCCAGAACAUUCCCCUCGCUCUGCGUCUUCCAGAAGGGUGGUCCGUACCAUGAUCUGCUGCAAAGCAUUCUGGGAGCUUACACCUGUUACAGACCUGAUGUGGGAUAUGUGCAGGGGAUGUCCUCUAUGGCGGCCAUGUUGGUGCUGAACAUGGACGAGGUGGAGGCCUUCAUCAGUUACUCGAACCUGAUCAACAGACCCUGUCAGCUCGCCUUCUUCAGAGUGGACCACCAACAGAUGUUGAGGUAUUUCAGGUGUUUCCAGGUUUUCUUUGAGGAUUCUCUUCCUCGACUCUUUCUUCACUUCCAGUCUUCAGGCGUGACCUCUGACCUCUACCUCAUGGACUGGAUCCUGUCUCUCUACCUUAAGCCCCUCCCCCUGGACGUGGCGUGCAGAGUGUGGGACGUUUUCUUCCGUGACGGGGAAGAGUUCCUGUUCAGGACGGCUCUGGGGAUCCUGAGGAUGCAUCAGGACGAACUUCUGCACCUGGACCUGAUCAGCAUCGCCCAGUUCCUGUCCCGCCUCCCUGAUGAAGAGCAGCUCUCUGACAGGCUGUUCUCCUGCAUCCCGGCCACGCCCAUGCUGAGCGGGAACAGGAAGUGGAGCCAGGUUCUGACUUCAUGCAGCUGAUCGACGACACGGCGUGUUUUUAAAAGUUCCCGUUCUGGACGUGACGGAGUUAAACGACUCACAACAACACAGAGAAACAUCUGAUGUCGGAUUAUUCACUGUUUUUAUAUCCACCUGAUGACAUCACACACUAACCUGAUGACAUCACACACUGACCUGAUGACAUCACACAUUGACCUUAUGACAUCACACACUGACCUGAUGACAUCACACACUGACCUGAUGACAUCACACAUUGACCUGAUGACAUCACACACUGACCUGAUGACAUCACACAUUGACCUGAUGACAUCACACACUGACCUUAUGACAUCACACACUGACCUGAUGACAUCACACACUGACCUGACAUCACACAUUGACCUGAUGACAUCACACACUGACCUGAUGACAUCACACAUUGACCUUUGUUGUUUCUGUCCUAACCUUCACUCUACCAGAAGGGCCUUACUGUAUUUCAAAAUAAAAGCACACAUCAAGUAAAGUUCUCUGACAGUACAAACAUUCAAAAUAAAAGUCUGAAAAUUUUUACUUUUAAAUGCGAAAUAAUGGAAUUUUAAACAUGUGAUUGGUCACAGCCCUAAUUUAUUUAUUACAACGUUUUUAAUGAUUGUAACAUUAACAGAGUUCAGCUCCCAUAGAGCUCUAUGAGAACACUGACUGAACUCCACAGGAUGUCUUUUUAAUUUAUUAUUAUUAUUAUUUAUGCAGAUGAAACAAACACCACAGGUUGUUUAUUGUGUCACUUUUUACACAAGAGUUGUUUCUUUUGAAUUUCUAAUGAAAUGAUUUUCAAAAUAAGAUCAUGCACAUUUUUUCAGUUAUAUUAUUCUUGUACAGUUUUAAUUAUGACUCACAAACCAGCCGGCUUUUAAAUUAUAUCUGAUGUGUAUCCACGCUGUGUAAUCUUUUACUGUAUUUAUUAAAUAAUAAUAAUAAAAACUUUUCAGUCA